This is a messenger RNA of Metarhizium robertsii ARSEF 23, 1473 nucleotides long. RefSeq names its product major facilitator superfamily transporter. Gene Ontology annotation, biological process: transmembrane transport; basic amino acid transport. Gene Ontology annotation, molecular function: basic amino acid transmembrane transporter activity. The record is from RefSeq and is a predicted model, not a curated record. The transcript has 3 exons. Gene Ontology annotation, cellular component: fungal-type vacuole membrane. The coding region runs from base 1 to 1473 and encodes 490 amino acids. Lineage: Eukaryota; Fungi; Ascomycota; Sordariomycetes; Hypocreales; Clavicipitaceae.
AUGACUUCAACAAGAGAGGACCAAGAAAACGGCAUUCUCUGCCAGAAUCCCCCCGACGGACCCCCCCUUGAACCGCGCGAGGACCAAGCACUCUUACAACAACCCGCAAUCGCAGAAUGGAAACCCCCCCGAGGCUUCGUCUGGAUUCAAAUCGCCCUCAUGAACAAUGUAUUCCUCAAUGCGUUCGACGGCACCAUCAUGGCAGCAACCUACGCCGUCAUCAGCUCUGAAUUCGAUGCCACAAACAGCGCAUCGUGGCUCACCACCGCGUACUUGAUCGCCUCCACGGCCGUUCAGCCUCUAUACGGCCGCGUUUCAGACAUUUUCGGCCGGCGAGUAUGUUUCUUCGCGUCGACAAUCCUCUUUGCCGUGGGGAGUCUGGGCUGCGGACUCUCAGGCAGCAUGGUGACGCUCAUCAUGAUGCGUGCUCUGACUGGCGUUGGCGGAGGCGGUCUGCACAUCAUGGCUACCAUUGUCAAUUCCGACCUCAUUCCCUUCCGGAGACGCGGCAUAUACCAAGCCAUGCAGAAUGGUGUCUUUGGCCUUGGCGCCAUCUGUGGAGCUUCGCUCGGUGGCAACAUUGCCGACAGAAUUGGCUGGAGAUGGUGUUUUCUGCUCCAGGUGCCCGUGUCCGUCUUUGCCUUGAUCGUGGGUAGUCUUGUUGUUAGGGAUCAAUCUUCUAGCAUGCUGUUGUCUCUGGAUGAGGGAUUGCAAGUCAUGUGGAAGAGGAUUGACUUUUCCGGUGCUCUUCUCCUUGUUGUGGCUGUUUCUAUACAGUUGCUUGGUCUUGGCUUGGGAGGGAACUUGCUACCCUGGGGGAGUCCGUGGGUUAUUAGCUCUCUAGUUGGGAGUUUGGUACUCUUUGCGGUGUUUGUCGUGGUUGAAGGAAAGACUUCUGCUAUUCCAAUGAUACCGCUUCGGAUGCUGAAGGGUCGGUUGCCUGUUGCGACGCAAAUAUCCAACGCUUGUGCGGGAUGCGCCGCGUACGGAUUUCUAUUCAUGGUGCCGCUCUUCUUCCAGGUAGUUCUGCUAGAGUCAGCUUCCAAAGCCGGUGCUCGUCUGGUCAUUCCGUCGCUGGCAACGCCAAUUGGCUCUGUGAUAGCAGGAAUUGUCAUGUCCAGAUACGGCAAACUCAUAGCAAUGAUGCGCAUAGGGUCUAUUCUCAUGGCUGUGGGAAAUGCUCUUAUAUUCUCUUUACGAUUCGUCGACUCAAGUUGGAAAUAUUUUGCGUAUAUAUUCCCUGCCAACCUGGGCCAAGGCGUUGUGUAUCCGUCUAUUCUGUUCACGUCACUAGCUUCAUUUGAGCAUGAAGAUCACGCGGUUUCGACAUCCACAGUCUACUUGAUUCGCUCGCUCGGUGGCGUUUGGGGAGUAUCCAUCACUUCCGCUAUUGUGCAAACUUCGCUCAGCGUCCGUCUUCCGGAUGCUUUGGGCGGGAUACCAGAUAAAUGGAGAGUACGCCCCUUUUUUUAA